UCACUUAAAUGCCUUGGAGUGCUCAACAACAACAAAUUAAUAAAAAAGAUGAACAACAAAAAUCUAAUCAGUGUGUACAAGUGCCUGGCACCUCUUCUGGGCCUUAUGCUUCUCGAGAAUUACCCGAUUCAGUUUAUCGCCAAAUUCGGCAAGUAGAUCAACAACAAAGUACUUUAACCUCGAAAGGGGUAAUUGGAUUUUCUGCGAGAAUACUUGACAGGCAAAAGAAUCUUUUUAAAGAAAAAAACUCUUCUUCUUUUUUCAGAACAGAAUAUAAAUCUGGUGGUUAUUCAAAUGAUUUAAGGGUAGUCCAACUUGUUGAAAUUAUUAAAAAACCGGGCCAAUCACUUGGAUUAUAUUUAAGAGAAGGAAAUGGAAUAGAUCAAUUUACGGGUGUUUUUGUUUCUCGUUUUGGUGAAAAUUCUGAAUUAGAGAAAUGUGGAGAUAUUUGUAGGCCUGGUGAUCAAAUACUUGCAGUUAAUAAUGUGCCCGUUAAAGAAAUGGGAAUUGAUGAUGGUAAAUGAAUUAAUUUGUUGUGAAGUUUUUAAUUAUGAUUUAAAAAUAGGAUUCGAUCUCCGGGGAAUGGGGGGAGGUCUCCCCCUAGAGCCCCUCCCCGUGGCUCGAAUUCCC
Messenger RNA from Meloidogyne enterolobii, 630 nucleotides. The record is from the annotation of a GenBank genome assembly. NCBI's taxonomy places the organism in Eukaryota, Metazoa, Nematoda, Chromadorea, Rhabditida, Meloidogynidae.